CGAAAAAUAAAAGGACGUGGGAGGAAGGAUAGGCGGUUAAGUGAUUGAGUGAGUGAAGUGUUGGAGAAGAGAAUGGCGCCCGAUGCAGCCGCCGCCGCCGGCAAGAAGAGGAAGCGCUAUCUCCCUCACAAUAAGCCAGUGAAGAAGAAGGGUUCAUACCCACUGCGCCCCGGCGUUCAAGGUUUCUUCAUCACCUGCGACGGUGGUAGGGAGCACCAAGCCUCUCGUGAAGCUUUCAAUAUCCUUGAAUCGUUUUAUGAAGAGCUAGUUCAUGGGGAAAAUCCAGGUGCUAAAGGAUUACCUAACAAACCUAUGAAUACAAAGAUUACGUUCGCGGAUUCUGAUUCUUCUAGUAGUGACGAUGAGGCGGAGCAGCAGGAAGAAGAGGAAAAGGGGGACAAAACGCUUAUAACUGAGGGAAAAGAUAACGAUGAUGGUGAUGCAAAUUGUGGCAAUGGAGCUGAGGGAAAAUCAGAUGCUCCGAAGAUCGAUGAUUCCAAUGCUGAUCCAGUAGACAAAGCUGAUGAUGAUAAAGGAGAAGUUGAAAAUAAAGCUGAUGAGCCACCAGCCAUGAAACAGUGUUCCAAAACAGAUGCCCCAACAUGCAAUUCGAAGGAGAAAGGGGAACAGAAGUCGAUUGAUAGGUUAAUUGAAGAAGAGCUUGAAGAAUUGGGAGACAAGAAUAAGAGACGAUUUCUCAAGCUUGAUUCAGGUUGUAAUGGUGUUGUAUUUGUACAAAUGCGAAGGAAAGAUGGGGACAAAAGCCCCAAAGAUAUAGUUCAUCAGAUAGUGACAUCAGCAGCAUCGACGAGGAAACAUAUGUCAAGGUUUAUUUUGAGAAUUUUGCCAAUUGAAGUCUCAUGUUAUGCUUCAAAAGAGGAAAUUUCAAGGGCAAUCAAGCCUCUUGUGGAGCAGCACUUUCCAGUGGAAACUCAAAAUCCGCAGAAGUUUGCUGUACUGUAUGAAGCCCGUGCAAAUACUGGUGUUGACAGGAUGGAAAUCAUUGAUGCAGUGGCAAAGUCAGUUCCUGCACCUCAUAAAGUUGAUCUCAGUAAUCCUGAUAAAACCAUAAUAGUUGAAAUUGCCAGGACUGUGUGCUUGAUUGGGGUCAUUGAGAAAUAUAAAGAAUUUUCUAAGUACAAUCUGAGGCAGUUAGCAUCACGGAAAGCCUGAUCGUUGCGGUGCAAACUUUUCUGCAAAGUUAUGUUUAGUUAAUUAUUAGCAGUAUUUAGACUAAAGUUAUAUAGUCUCUGACGAUUGUGUUUUUAGGAAGAUGCUAGAUUACCUUCAGCAGGUCCCAUGAAUAAUGAAUGUACUCUACUACUCAUCAUGGCCUUACUCUGUUCAUUGUUUUGAAACCCUCAAA
Arachis duranensis is the source of this 1366-nucleotide messenger RNA. RefSeq lists its product as uncharacterized. The coding region runs from base 73 to 1173 and encodes 366 amino acids. Gene Ontology annotation, biological process: tRNA modification. The transcript is spliced from 7 exons. Gene Ontology annotation, molecular function: RNA binding. The record is from RefSeq and is a predicted model, not a curated record. NCBI's taxonomy places the organism in Eukaryota, Viridiplantae, Streptophyta, Magnoliopsida, Fabales, Fabaceae.